UGAAGCAUUAUUUGGUGGUGAAGUAUUAUUUGGUGGUGAAGUGUUAUUUGGUGAUGAAGUGUUAUUUGGUAGUAAAGUGUUAUUUGGUAGUGAAGUGUUAUUGGAUAGUGAAGUGUUAUUGGGUAGUAAAGCAUUAUUAGGUGGUGAAGUGUUAUUGGGUAGUAAAGCAUUAUUAGGUGGUGAAGUGUUAUUGG
Molecule: messenger RNA, 194 nt
Organism: Cetraspora pellucida
Lineage: Eukaryota; Fungi; Glomeromycota; Glomeromycetes; Diversisporales; Gigasporaceae
Source: the annotation of a GenBank genome assembly